Molecule: messenger RNA, 3381 nt
Organism: Oryza sativa Japonica Group (Japanese rice)
Lineage: Eukaryota; Viridiplantae; Streptophyta; Magnoliopsida; Poales; Poaceae
Product: C-terminal binding protein AN
Biological process (GO): microtubule cytoskeleton organization
Molecular function (GO): NAD binding
Source: RefSeq, a predicted model, not a curated record
GACCGCGCCGCGCCACUCCGCUCCGAAUCCCGACCCGAGCCGGGGCCUCUCUUCAGACGAGUGGGCCCAGGAUGCUGCACGGCCCGGCCCAUUCGCCUCCGCCGGCCGCCGCCGCCGUCGCCGUCGCCGGCGGCGGCGGCGGGGAGCCGCUGGUGGUGACGCUCAACUGCCUGGAGGACCCGUCGAUGGAGCAGGAGGUGCUCGCGGGGGCGGCGGCGGUGGAGCACGCCCCGCUCUCCGCGCUUUCAUCCGGGCGCGUCGAGGCCGCCGCCGCCGUGCUCCUCACCUCGCUCGCGUUCCUCCCGCGCGCCGCGCAGCGGCGGCUCCGCCCCUGGCAGCUGAUCCUCUGCCUCGGUUCCCCCGACCGCGCCGCGGACGCCGCCGUGGCCGCGGAGCUCGGGCUCCGCCUGGUCCACGUCGACGCCAACCGCGCCGAGGAGGUAGCCGACACCGUCAUGGCGCUCUUCCUCGGCCUCCUCCGCCGCACCCACCUGCUGUCCCGCCACGCCUCCUCCUACUCCGCGCCGCCCGCCGGGUGGCUCGGCUCCGUCCAGCCGCUCUGCCGCGGAAUGCGGCGCUGCCGUGGGCUAGUGCUUGGUAUCGUCGGGGUCAACGCCGCCGCGCGAUGCCUCGCCACCCGCAGCCUCGCGUUCAGUAUGAGCGUGCUCUACUUCGAUCCGCUCCAUGAGGCUAAUGGGAAAACAAAGCGGCCUUCUAUUUUAUUUCCUUCUGCUGCCAGAAGAAUGGAUACUCUCAAUGAUUUAUUGACAGCAAGUGAUCUUGUUUCACUUCACUGUGCGUUAACAAAUGAUACAACACAUAUACUCAAUGCCGAGCGUCUGCAGCACAUAAAACCUGGAGCUUUCAUAGUCAAUACCGGUAGCUGUCAACUGAUAGAUGACUGUGCACUCAAACAACUCUUAAUUGAUGGCACUAUAGCUGGGUGCGCAUUGGAUGGUGCUGAAGGUCCACAAUGGAUGGAAGCAUGGGUGCGUGAGAUGCCGAAUGUAUUAAUUCUUCCUCGAAGUGCAGAUUACAGUGAAGAAGUGUGGAUUGAAAUCAGAGAAAAGGCACUCGCAAUAUUGCAAUCCUUUUUCUAUGAUGGUGUUGUUCCAAACAAUGCUCUUUCUGAUGAUGAAGAAGAAAUAACUGAAGCUGGAUGUGAGGAUGAUCAGCUAGCAAAACAGGCAAAAGAACAGGUUUGCGAUGGUGGACAGCAGACAGAUGAAAGUCAGUUAACUUUAGAAUGUGACAAGAGAAGAGCCAUUUCCCACUCUGAGGAGCCCCAAGCUUCAGGGCAGUCUCAAAACAGAGAAAAUGUUGUGCCCAGAUCAGAAGGAAGGCGCAGCCGAUCUGGAAAGAAAGGGAAAAAGAGACCUGCUCGCCGCAAAUCACAACAGAAAAGGGACGAAUUGUUGUCAACUUUAGAAGGUGGAAGUAAUUACUCCUCACGUAUGGAUGAUGAUACUGUAACGAGUGGCAAGGAUCAAGUGUUAAGUUCCAGUUCACGAUUUGCUUCCCCUGAGGAUUGUAAAACCAAGCUGAGAUCUUCUGCCGAAUUUCCAAUGGAAAUAAUUUCUGAAAAUAAACUGACUGCAGGGCUUAGUAUAAAACCUCUUGAGAGAUUGAAAGAUGGCUUCGUUGUUGCCCUAAGGACCAGGGAUAAUUCAGGGUUUCAUGUUGCAAGAGAAAGAGUUGCAGGAGUUGGGUGGUAUCUUGAUGUUGUGUCAAAAGCUACAAAGAGGGAUCCUGCUGCUCAGUUUCUAAUUACUUUUAGAAACAAGGAUACUAUGGGCUUGCGAUCUUUUGUUGCUGGUGGCAAGUUAUUGCAGGUUAAUAAGACUAUGGAGCUUGUAUUUGCGAGCUAUUCUUUUGAUGUUUGGGAGAGCUGGACGCUGGAGGGGUCUUUACUGGAUUGUUGCAAGUUGGUCAACCGCAAAAUUCCUUCGGUUGUAUUGGAGGUCUAUAUUGAAAUCCUCGCAGCUGUGAGUGAAGAAGAUGGUGUCACUAGAUGGCUAGAUUGAUCCAUCUACCCCAGGAGCCUAGGACAAUCAAAACAACUGACUCAGUAUUGUCUUCUGGUUUGAUUUCCUCUCAAUUUUUCAAUUUUAGCUAUUCUUACGCGGGGCACCUCGCAGAGCCACUGCGUAUUCAAUAUUGUCUAGCUAUCUACUCUAUUGUAUCAGUAUUCAGUAUCUCAUUGCUUAAUAACAUUAUUCAGCAUCUCAAAGACAACUAGUGUUACUUGCUGUGAAAAUUUAUAGCAUAUCUACAUGCAAUUGCGGAUUAACCAAGAACUAAUCAAUCCCCUCAUUACGAAAUGUAGUAUAUACCACACUGAACUGGCAAGGUACACAUAUUUUCAGUGCUCUACUGUACUUUCUACUAGUAGCAAUUUAGCAUCAAUGUACAGUCAUUUCUUCUUCUUGGCCUUCUCGAUUUCUUCCUCCCACAGCACGGGCCAGUUGGCUCGGGCCUCUUCCAGCCCGAGCAGCGACCCUUCCUUCUCCGGGUCCCAGCUCGCCGACAGCGUCCCGAAGGCGAUCCCCAGCGCCGACGUGCCGAAGGCGACGAGGAUGGUCAGCAGCGGCAGCCACGACGGCACGGCGACGCCCCGGCCGCGCUCCAGCGCGCCGUACAGGUUGAGCAGCCCGACGCCGGACGCCAUCGGGACGCCGACCAUGAACAUGAUCCGGCGGAGGAUGCGGUCGAACACCGGCUGCGGCAGCUCGUCGUCGUCCUCGUCCACCUCGCCGCCGCUCUUGACGUCCAGCGCUUCCAGCACCAUCUGCCGCUGCUCCUGCUCCUUCUCCUGCCGCCGCAUCCGCUGCUUCUCCUUGCGGCUCUUCUUCUUGGAAGGCGAUUUGGCUGUGGUGGUGCUCUCGGUGUCCGUGACGGCGGAGGAGCCGAUGGCGCCGCCGCUGCCGGCGGCUUGUAGCCGCCGGAGUGGGGCUCGCCGUCGCUGGGGGAGUGCCACGUGAGGCGGCGAGAGGUUGGUUGUGGAGGUGUGCGUCCACGGGUGCGGUCUCGUGGUGGUUUGAGGUGGCUGGAGUGGUGUCUGGUGGAGCAAGGCUGCCAUUGCCGGCGGAUGGUGGUUUCGCUGGUUUGGUCGAUCGGAGACGACGAGACGAGCGCACUCUGCUAUGAUGUUUGAGAGUUUCAGUGUGAUUUAAGAGCCUUGUCGCCUAGAGCGAGUGGUGGCGCGUGAAUGCGCUUUAGAUAUGCUUUUGGAUAUGGACCGGCCACACGAGAAAUAUCUUUCCCAACCGGAUGGUCACCGGGGCCCACUGUACAGUAGCGAGAAUACACUUUCCACUCUGUCAGCAAGGGUGAACCCUCAUGUCAGUGGUGUAGAAGCACUCCUAGCUGGCACUUCUGAUC